Manihot esculenta (cassava) is the source of this 1138-nucleotide messenger RNA. RefSeq names its product phosphoglycerate mutase-like protein 1. The record is from RefSeq and is a predicted model, not a curated record. The coding region runs from base 166 to 891 and encodes 241 amino acids. Gene Ontology annotation, molecular function: phosphatase activity. The transcript is spliced from 10 exons. Lineage: Eukaryota; Viridiplantae; Streptophyta; Magnoliopsida; Malpighiales; Euphorbiaceae. Gene Ontology annotation, cellular component: cytoplasm.
UUAAUGAAAAAAAUAUUUUUCGUGCAACGACAACCGACGUUAACGGCAUUUGUCCAUCACUAACACAAAGGAGCAAAACGAGGUUCUCAUCUGGCAAUGGAAUGAAGGUAGGAGGAGAUGCUAUUGUGGAGAGAGCCAUAGCCAAGCUACCUGUACUCUGCUGAUAUGGAUUCUACCACAUCUCAACGUCUAAUCCCUUUAGGCCACUCCAAAAUUAUUCAUCUGGUGAGGCAUGCUCAAGCAAAUCACAAUGUUGCAGGGAAGAAGGAUCAUGAUGCAUUAUUAUCUCCUGAAUUUUUUGAUGCAUCGCUCUCCUCUUUGGGCUUGGAGCAGGUCAGCAAUCUCAGCAACCAUGUUUAUGCAUCUGGACUGUUAAAGAAAAUUGAUUUGGUCAUCACAUCCCCUUUGCUAAGGGCUAUGCAAACAGCAGUUGGAGUCUUUGGUAGAGAAAGAUCAUCAGGUCUCAAGUGCCCGCCAAUUAUAGCAGUUGAACUUUGUCGAGAACGUACGGGAGUUCAUCCAUGCGAUAAGAGGAAAACCAUUAGGGAGUAUUCAUCUCUUUUCCCUCAAAUCGAUUUUUCUCUGAUAGAAAGCGAUGACGACAAUUUGUGGAAAGCAGAUGUUAGGGAGACUGAAGAAGAAGUUGCUGCUAGGGGCUUGAAAUUUAUGAACUGGUUAAAGACACGCCACGAGACAGAAAUUGCAGUUGUUACUCAUCACAGGUUCUUGCAGUAUACUUUAAGUGCCAUAAGAAAUGACUUUCAUCCCUCGCUCAGAAGUGAAAUAUGCAAAGAAUUCUCGAACUGUGAGCUUCGUUCGAUGAUCAUGGUUGAUAAGAGGUGCAGGAUGGUGAAUUCCCCAACAACUGAUAGUAACGGAGAACGUGCUUAAGACAUGAUCUUGCCGGUUAUGCUGCAGAGUGGCUUAUUGCAGGAAGUUGUCAUGUGUCAUUUACCUUCCUUAGUUCUUGAUUUUAUUUUUAAGUAAUUUGAUCCAAGUAAUUGAUAAUGAAUUUAGUUGCACUUGUUGAACUUCAAAUAAAAGGAACCAAAACUCUAAGUUCCUUGAUCUAAGUCUUACAAGGAGCUGUGGAUCAGCAUAGGUAUCAAUGAAAUUAAACUUGAAGCUUCAUUUUUUA